Messenger RNA from Lathyrus oleraceus (garden pea), 1012 nucleotides. Its product is annotated as RING-H2 finger protein ATL78. Lineage: Eukaryota; Viridiplantae; Streptophyta; Magnoliopsida; Fabales; Fabaceae. Gene Ontology annotation, biological process: protein ubiquitination. Bases 108 to 806 code for a protein of 232 amino acids. The transcript has a single exon. The record is from RefSeq and is a predicted model, not a curated record. Gene Ontology annotation, molecular function: transferase activity.
ACAUUAUUAUAUAACUUUACUAUAUAUAGUCCCCUAUCAAAGACAGCAUAACAACAGCCUCAAGCUCUAUAGUUAACAAAAACUCAUCAAAUUAUCAAACAAAGAAAAUGUAUGCUUCUACUUCUUUUACUUCACAACAUGUCCAUGAGCUUCUUGUAGAAUCUCACUCAAGAAGGUUACUCUUCCACAAUCCUAUUGAUCACCAAUCACUUAAAAUCAACUCUCAUUUCUUCAUAAACAACGACAAUUCAACGGACCAAACUUUAGGAGGUCGUGAAUUUGAUUCAAAUGUUGUGAUGAUAAUUGCAGUUCUCUUAUGUGUGUUCAUUUGCUUACUUGCAUUAAACUCUAUCAUAAGGUGUGCGUGCGCCUUAAGGAUUUCGAACGUAGCCAUCAACAGCAACGAGUCUUCUUCGAGUUCGAGUAGCAGCUCUUCACCUCAAUUGGCCAACAAAGGAAUCAAGAAGAAAGCUCUUAAGAAAUUCCCGAAAGUGACUUAUUCAACUGAGUUGAAAUUGAAACUACCAGGUUUGGAUACGGAGUGUGUGAUAUGUCUCUCGGAGUUUAGAAAUGGUGAAAAAGUGCGCGUUUUGCCUAAAUGCAACCAUGGUUUUCAUGUAUGUUGUAUUGACAAAUGGCUAAAGGAACACUCAUCAUGUCCCAAGUGUAGACAGUGUCUUCUUGAAACUUGUCAAAAGAUUGGUCGGUCGCAGGUGCAGCCAAUUGUGUUGCCAGUGCUAGAAACCAUUAUACAGAUCCAACUACUAGAACCUGAAGCUUUGGAGUGUAACUCUAGAGAAAUAUGAGCUAAUUCUAAUUACUUUGGUUAUGGUUGAGCAAGAAAGUUUCACUACGGUGAAUUACAGUUUGAAACUUUCGUUUGCUUUACUGUGACCUCAAAUGUAAAAAUACAUUAUUUAAAGUAUUGAGUUCAUUUUUAUAUCAAGCAAGUUAUCUUGUGAUUAUUUGAAAUUUUGAGCUGAGAAUACAUGUAUAUUGUGGUGAUUGUUUA